AUGAAGUCCAGGCUGUUGUCACAUUCAAACGCAAUCGAACGACUAGAACGCACGUUGUCCGUGUCAGGCUACCAUUUUGUGAAGUCGGAUGCAGAACUUCCUCUCCAUGAGAUUGGUGGUCAGUGGAUAGAACAAGCACCUGGAGUAGAUCGUAGCAGGACCUCAUCGUUCGGACCGCUUACCUCACCGAGCCACAACCGCAUUUUCACGGCUGCCUCCGGUUUGGGCCAUGAUUUGCGACCUCCAAUCAAUCCCUCGAACUCACUGGAAGAAGAUCCGGAGGGUUCAUCCAACACUAGCGAAGUCGAAGACAGCUGUUUAGAUAAUUCCAGUCAGGACAGUUUCUCGGGUCACCACGGCCCCCACACUUUGCCCAUCGAUAAUGGUGCUCGACGUUCUGUUGAUUCUCCUGCGUUCACCUGUGAUCGUCCACGGAUCCCCUCUAUAUCGGUGACUAGCCCUACCUCUUCGCAUUGUCGUCUUCGUACAGCGUUGUUGAAUUCACCCGGCAGAUUGCAUACAAUACCUAACAAAAGUCCGGGUCCCACACUUGGGCGGUCAAAUGUCGUUCGGUCUUUCCCGCAGAAUGGCUACAACACUCCCAGAUCUCCGACCGAAGUGAAUCGCAGUUUGGUUAUCUCCAGACGACCGGAACACAACACUAAGUCCAGUUUGGCGAAAGACAUAAUUUCAAAAAUGCCCAGAACUUUCAGUCCUCCAAGACUUGAAAGGAUACCCUCCCGUUGUCCUCCCCUGAGCAACCUGACUGAAGCUCACCGAUCCUCCUCUUCCCAUGCAUUGUCCGCUGUAGCCUCGGUUGGUUCAGGAUCACAGUUGUCUGUGAACCGACCGCCGUCAGCCGCACCGGCGUUACGUCGUAUGUCCAGUGAUUCAUGUGUUGAACGUACAUUUGCUUCACAAAAAUCCGUCAGUCAACCGCAUUCACCUGACUAUCAGCAUCGGCGCUCAUCCAUGCCUAUCAGUCCUUGUCGAUUGCCAAUGAAAAAGCGAAAGUUCGAUUGGGAUCAGGUCACUUCAGAAGAUUUUCAGAAACGAACCGUGUACAGCCCGUAUAACAUGUCAGAACGUGUCCCGUCCACGUCCAGUGCAACAACUUUAGCUAGUGGGGUAGUAACUCCUACAUCAUCAACACCAAGGGCCUCAAUGGAAACUCAACUGGUUAACGGUGGUUUGACUAUACCUACCCCCCUGAUCAUCGAUUGUCCGUUGGACCGAAUGGCUUCCUUAUCAGAGGACUAUAAUAUGGGUACAAAAAAAGCCGUAAUCCCAUUGAGCGCACCCCCCAGUGUGCCACCAUUUGCUCGAGACAACGCUAGUAUCACAGAUGAUGAAGAUCCGGUGGAUCAUCGUCCUCGGAGUAUCCCGUCUAUCCUGAGCGCAUGUCACAUCCCAAGUGUGGUGGAACACACCGGCACAGGAAUCAGUCGAUUAGCUCAGAGUUCCGUUGGCAACUUAUUUACGGAGUGCGCCAUUCAAAGCACUCUAGACAAACUAGCAGCAACCCUAUCCAACCCAUCUUCGGAUUGCUUACAAAAUCUUCCAACCACGACUGCGUCUAGCCCGUUCGAUAGCAUGAAAAACCUGGAUUACUCUCAGUUGUCUUCGCUUAUGCGAACCCUCACCGCUUCCGGUCUGACCGCAAACCCGACUGACACUGUGUCGUCCACGUCACAGCCACAACAAAUCACAAACAGUCUGUUUGCUGAUGUCAACAGUAAACUGUCCGGACUGGUCUCAUUUAGUCGAGAUGAUGGAGUUCGAUGGAAUUCCGGAAAAUCGAUCGAGACGCUAGCAGACAGUGAAUCGUUCGAUCUAGAUGCGGUCCCACGUGGGUCUAACGGGGUUGCCAACGUGACUCCUCGCUCGGUGGCUAUUUCAUAUGCAAACCAGCGGUCUGGGUCAGCGCGAUUAAACUGCCUGAUUCGACCCCGUUUGGCCAAUGAGUUGGAUUCUGAGAUGAAUGGUAACCGUCCAACGGAGUUACCCAAUAGAUCUCUGCAGUUGAACGAAUGUCUUUCAAGCCCUUUGGAAAAAACCGCUCCACGACAAUCAUUCAAAAUGAAGAAGUGGUUCAGUACAACCGAACCGAGUUCCCGAUGUCUUGUCACGGAGUCCUGUACGACAUCCUCCAACCCCUCUACGUUUGGCGUGGCGGAUUGCGCUGGGACGUUGUUUCACAACAGUCAAAGUACUCAACAACGAAUGGAGUUCAUCACGAACACUUCUGCAUUCCAUCGGUCACAGUCAGAACCAUGUAACCCGAUAGCUAAUGGUGACGUUACUUGGUCCUGCCAGCCCCCUCCUACCACUCCGACCACAUCUUCAUCCACAGAUCCCGGUGCUCAAAUUCUCAUGAUGCUCUCCCCUUCUGAACAGGACAAGCGCACAUCAACCACACUUGACCCGGCAUUGUCACACGCUUUACAAGCAGGCCUUACGGGAAAAUCAUCCAAGAAGUUCCCCCUGCUCCUCGUGUCUGCCAGUUCUUCGGCUAGCGCCGCGGCUCUGGCCGCUGCUGCUGCCAUGGCCACUGGUGCACCUCCGACAAGUCUCGUCCCUGUCCCCGUUCAAGUUAGAACUUACGUAUCCUCUGAGGCGGAUAGACUAAGCGCAGAACGGUCUCCGGAUUCACUUCAGUCGACGCGAUCUGGUGUACAUUAUCAAAAUGACCGCGAGGACGGAUUCGCAACAACGACUCCUCAACGUCUUGUACUUUCAUUCUGUCCUGCCGAUAACGAAAAAAACAAUACUAACAGCACCACACCGUUGGAAAGGAAAUUGUCUUUACUUCUUUCUGCCCCACCUAUGGCACUACCUAACAGUAACACCAAUGUCCAAAAUGGCCAACGCAGUUAUACGAAGUCCAUAAUCGAGCCAAACCUAUCCCUGGCUUCGGAUGCCACUCAUCUCUCGCUGCUGCAACCCACCGCGAUCGCACACAUCAACUAA
Messenger RNA from Echinostoma caproni, 2970 nucleotides. Lineage: Eukaryota; Metazoa; Platyhelminthes; Trematoda; Plagiorchiida; Echinostomatidae. The record is from the annotation of a GenBank genome assembly.